Molecule: messenger RNA, 2389 nt
Organism: Meleagris gallopavo (turkey)
Lineage: Eukaryota; Metazoa; Chordata; Aves; Galliformes; Phasianidae
Gene: MEP1A
Product: meprin A subunit alpha
Biological process (GO): proteolysis
Cellular component (GO): membrane
Molecular function (GO): zinc ion binding; protein binding; metalloendopeptidase activity
Source: RefSeq, a predicted model, not a curated record
CAGAGAUGAGGGGAGCCAGCUUCCAUGUCCACUGCAGAAAUGGGUGCCCGCAGCUCCCUGCUCUGCCUGGCACUCCUGUUAUGUUAUGCAUGUGCUACUCCAGUCUCUAUUGAGCAUCUCUCCAAUGUGCCUGCUGGAGAAGAUGAUGCUGGUGAGAUAAUCAGAGACAUUCCAGACAUAAACUUAGCUGCUGGAUUGGACCUCUUUCAGGGUGAUAUCUUGCUUCCUACAAACCAGCGAAAUGCCUUAAGAAACGACACCUACAGAUGGAAGUUCCCUGUUCCCUAUAUCCUGGGUGAUGACUUAGAUCUGAACGCCAAAGGGGUCAUUCUCCAGGCACUUGAAAUGUUCCGCCUUAAGUCCUGUGUGGAUUUCAAGCCAUAUGAAGGAGAGGCAAGCUACAUAUUCUUCAGAAAAGAAAGCGGGUGUUGGUCCAUGGUGGGGGACCUGAAGAAUGGGCAGAACCUCUCUAUUGGGGCAGGGUGUGACUACAAAGCAAUCGUGGAACACGAGAUCCUGCAUGCUUUGGGGUUCUAUCACGAGCAGUCAAGGAUGGAUCGCGAUGACUACGUGACCAUAUGGUGGGAUGAAAUCCUUACAGGCAGGGAACACAACUUUAACAAGUACGAUGACAGCUACAUCACUGACCUGAACACGCCCUAUGACUACGAGUCAGUGAUGCACUAUGCACCGUUUUCCUUUAACAAAAAUGCGAGCAUCCCCACCAUCACAACAAAGAUCCCAGCAUUCAAUGACAUCAUUGGGCAGCGUCUGGAUUUCAGUGCCAUUGACCUGGAAAGACUUAAUCGCAUGUAUAACUGCACUGCAACUCACACCCUUCUGGAUCAGUGUUCUUUUGAGUAUGAAAAUAUCUGCGGCAUGAUUCAGGGCACCAGAGAUGACUUAGAUUGGGUCCACCAACAGAGCAGUCCUACAGGAGAGAAAGACCACACACUUUCUGGGCGCUGUACAGAUGCUGGCUAUUUCAUGUACUUCAACACCAGCUCUGGAAAUGCAGAAGAGGUGGCAGUCCUGGAGUCUCGAAUCCUGUAUCCCAAGAGGACUCAGCAGUGCCUCCAGUUCUUCUAUAAGAUGUCAGGAAGCUCGUCUGACAAGCUGGUUAUCUGGACUAAGGAAGACGAUGGGACUGGAAAUGUUCGCAAGAUGAGGAAAAUUGAAACCUUUCAGGCGGAUAAUGACCAUGACUGGAAAAUCGCCCACGUUACCCUCAAUGCUCAGAAGAAGUUCCGAUACCUCUUCCAAGGACUAAAGGGCAACCCCAGCUCUUCCUCUGGGGGGAUAAUUAUCGAUGAUAUCACACUGACAGAGACCCCCUGCCCCACGGCUGUGUGGGUCGUUCGGAAUUUCAGUCAGAUUCUUGAAAGUGCAUCAAGCGAUGUCAUUCAGAGCCCUCGGUUUUACAGCCCCGAGGGUUAUGCUUAUGGCAUAAGUUUGCACCCCCAGUCCAGUAGCAGUGGCUACACCCGCGUUGCCUUUCACUUGUGCAGUGGAGAGAAUGAUGCUGUCCUAGAGUGGCCAGCUCUGCACCGCCAAGCCAUGCUCACAGUGCUCGACCAGGACCCUGACGUGCUGAAGAGGAUGUCUGCCAGCAGAAGCUUCACCACAAGCAGAGACCAGAGUGUAAAUGGAACUUUAAUAUGGGAGAGACCAUCAAUUACUGGAAGCUUUGAUGCCUCAUGCAAUUGCUAUAGGACGACAGCCUGGGGGUGGAACAACUUCAUAUCCCACAGCCAGCUGAGACAAAGAAGCUUUCUGAAAAAUGAUGACCUGAUCAUUUUUGCAGAAUUCCACGACCUAAUUCACCUCAAUAACACUGAAGUCCCUGUUGUGUCCGAGCAAUUUGCUGUCGCAGAGGGCCACACUUUUGAAAGGCAGAAGAGAGCAGCCGAGGAGAUGGAGCCCAUGCAGCGCUGGUUGCCUUAUCUGCAAGACCCGUGUGAUCCAAACCCCUGCCAGAAUGAUGGAGUCUGUGUGAAUGUGAAAGGGAGACCAAGCUGCAGGUGCCCGUCAGGACAAGCCUUCUUCUUCACAGGUGAGAGGUGCCAGUCUAUGCAGGUCCACGGUAACAUCCUGGGAAUGACAGCUGGUGGAAUUGCUGGAACCAUUGUCUUAACUAUCAUCCUCAUUUCCAUGAUGGCUAGAAGAUAAAGAAAUGCAGAGGGAUAAAUGCCAGUCUGGUGUUUUUUCUGUGGUUCACCAGACAUCAGUUUUCAGUGAAAAAUGACAAAUACAACUUGUAGCAGACCAGCCAGCAUCUGGAUGUUGAAAUGCUCUACCAAGAUCUCGGCAGCUAUCCAUUUAUUUCAUAGGAUUUGGCAGUUCAAGUUCAUUACAUGAACUGCUGCCUAAUAAAAGCUCAUAUCCUGCC